Molecule: messenger RNA, 486 nt
Organism: Rhizoctonia solani
Lineage: Eukaryota; Fungi; Basidiomycota; Agaricomycetes; Cantharellales; Ceratobasidiaceae
Exons: 2
Coding region: 1-486 (161 amino acids)
Source: RefSeq, a predicted model, not a curated record
AUGCACAUCCCCGACCCCGUCAUCCUCCACCUCUCCAAACGCGACCCGUCCUUCAACGCAGACCAAACCCGAACAAUCGCAUGGGUAGUCUGCAUCAUCGUCGCCGCGGUACUCAUCAUCGGCAUCUGGUGCGCCUUCAAACUCUGGGGAUCGCGCGCUCGCAACUUUUACGCCGAGCAAGACUUGGGUGUUCGGUCGUUGCCGCCUCCGCAGCCGAGGUCGAGAAGAUGGGGAGGAGGAGCAGGAGGAGGAGCGAGGGUGCAGCCACAGGAAGAGUUUUUGCCUGUUUAUGAUUCGAGUGGGCGCCCGCCUGCGUUUUCGCCCCCUGGGAUGCCCCCUCCUGCUUAUUUGCCUGGCGAUGCGUUGGGCAGAGAGACGUACAGGCGGGAUGGGGAUGAGCCCGAGGAGGGUGAUAAGAAGGAGGUUUCCGCUGAUGAUCACGUUGGCGAUGGAGGAGAGAGGAAAGAGAGAAGGGCAUCUGUUUGA